This is a messenger RNA of Meloidogyne enterolobii, 2410 nucleotides long. The record is from the annotation of a GenBank genome assembly. NCBI's taxonomy places the organism in Eukaryota, Metazoa, Nematoda, Chromadorea, Rhabditida, Meloidogynidae.
CCUCCUCCCCUGCUUGCGAUUCUUCAAGAUUACUAUCCACUAAAUCUCCAACUAAAUUUCCACUAUCUUGGCAUUCUAUCUAUUUUUGUUGGUUUACGAAAUUUAAUCCCAAUGUUUUUUAAAAACUCUAAAGAUCAAUAAAUUUUCAAUUUUAGAUUGUCUGAAACUGGUUCGUUUUUAAGACUUCCUACUUGCGAUUCUUCAACAUUUCUGUACAUAUCAGAUCGUACUUUUAUUCAUUAUAUUUUAAUAAAUUUUAAUGGCUCGUUCUCGAUCACGUUCCCCAACUUCUCGUAAUCAACAUGGUCGUUCAUCUGUGAGACGUCGAUCAAGAUCUAGAUCUUAUGAUAAAAGGCGAAGAGAAAUGUCUUAUAGAAGGGAUGAGGGUUUUAGCAGAGAGCGACUAAGACGGGAUCGAAUACAAGAAGCUAUCAUCAACAGCAGCAAAAGAUCAAAAGAUGCUUUGGAAAGAUCUUCAGAUUUGAUGAGGGAUAGAAGAUCAACACGCGAAAAAAAUGAUGAUAGACUUCGUUCGGAAUUAGAAAAUUUAAAGAAUGUUGAUGAUGAAUAUGAUAAAAGUUAUAAGAAGCACAAAGAAAAGAAGGAGAAGAAAAAGAAGAAACAUAAACGAGAAAAAAAUGGCAAAGAACCUAAAGCAAAGAAAUCAAAAAGAAAAGAUGCCGCAGACGAAACUGAUUUAGAUUCAGAUGACGAGAAGCAGUUAAUUGAGCAAAGAAGAAAACAGCGUUCUGAGCUUUUGGAAAAGAUUAGAAGCGAGAAAGGAAUGAUUGAAGGUGAACCCAUGCACAGUGAAACCCCAAAUCCUCCUGAGGUUGUUGUGGAGGAAAACAACUCGCAAAAUAAAGAUAUUGAGAGCGGUUCGAGUUCUGACGGUGACGAUAGUCAAGAAAUUGCAAGAGAAGAAGCUGAACUUGAGAAUGAACAAAAGGAAUCCAAAGUCGAUAGACUUUUACGCGAAGCUAUUGAUGUUCUUAAAGAAAGUGGAACAAAAAUAACAGAUGUGGAAGCUUCUCCAAUUUCUUCACCUCAACUUUCUCAAGCAUCGGAUGAUUUGGUAGAUUUCUUUGGAGAGCAAUGUGCAAAGAUAUCACACAUUCGUAAUAGAGAUGAGGCUGAACGUAUACGUAAACAAACAGAACAAUCGAUUCAAGAAGAAAAGUCUAAAAUGGAUAAAAUUUUAGGGGAAAAGAUUCUAGAUGAAGAUAUCGAACGUUUAGAAUCUGAACGGGAAAAGACAACAAAACCAGAUAAUACAAAGAUUGAAUCACUUCACUUUGACAUGUUUGCUGAUGAGGCACCAGUUGAGCUUCUCUCUAAAGCUGCUACAAUCGAAACGAAUGAUUUAACAACAGCUGCAUUAAAAGACAAUUGGGACGAUACUGAAGGAUAUUACCGAGUCAGAAUCGGAGAACAAUUAGAUGGUCGCUAUCGUGUUUAUGGUUACACAGGAUCUGGAGUAUUUGGAAAUGUUGUUCGUGCGACAGAUAUGAAUAGAACUGCUUCCAAAGUGGCUAUCAAAAUUAUUAGAAACAAUGACCUAAUGAGGAAGACAGGUGUUCGUGAAUUGGAAGUAUUGAAAAAACUUAACGAGGCAGAUCGUCUCGAUAAAUAUCACAUUUUGCAACUUUUUAGGCAAUUUUAUCAUCGAAAUCAUCUCUGUCUGGUUUUUGAAAAUUUAAGUAUGAAUUUACGAGAAUUAUUAAAGAAAUAUGGAAAUAAUGUUGGUCUUCAUAUGAAAGCUGUUCGCUCUUAUGCUCAACAAUUGCUUUUGGCUCUAAAGUUGUUAAAACGUUGCAACAUUCUUCACGCAGACAUUAAACCAGAUAAUAUUUUGGUUGACGAAACAAAAAUGCAUCUUAAAUUAUGCGAUUUUGGUUCGGCUUGUCAUGUUGGUGACGUUGAGCCUGCUCCCUACUUAGUUUCACGUUUUUAUCGGGCACCGGAGAUUAUGCUUGGACUGCAAUAUGAUUUUGGAAUUGAUCUAUGGUCGCUUGCAGUUACUCUUUAUGAGGUUUAUACGGGAAAGAUUAUGUUCCCAGGAAAGUCAAACAACCAAAUGCUUAAAUUUAUGAUGGACCUUCGUGGAAAAUACCCUAACAAGGUGAUACGGAAGGCAUUGUUUAAGGACCAACAUUUUGAUAACAACUGCAACUUUAUUUAUCACGAGACAGAUAAAGUUACUGGAAAGGAUAAAGUCACUGUUCUCGCAAAUAUUAAAAUGCAAAGAAAUUUAUUUGCAGAAUUGGCUGGUGACCAAGAAUUGGAUAAAGAUGGAUAUACUCGUGUAGAACACUUCCGUUCUUUACUUGAGCAAAUGACAACAUUGGACCCAGGAAAGCGAAUUACGUGCUCAGAUGCUUUGAAGCAUCCUUUUAUAAUAGAAAGGUGA